This is a messenger RNA of Arachis ipaensis, 843 nucleotides long. Its product is annotated as Translation elongation factor EF1B/ribosomal protein S6 family protein. The record is from RefSeq and is a predicted model, not a curated record. Gene Ontology annotation, molecular function: structural constituent of ribosome; small ribosomal subunit rRNA binding. Gene Ontology annotation, cellular component: ribosome. Gene Ontology annotation, biological process: translation. NCBI's taxonomy places the organism in Eukaryota, Viridiplantae, Streptophyta, Magnoliopsida, Fabales, Fabaceae.
CCACCACACCACAUCAUUUCAGUUCAGCACUCUGUCUCUGCAGAGAGUGCAAGCAGCCAAGCAACAAUGGCGUCCUCUAUUUCUCUGUCCAUUCCACUCUGCCCACCCUCCAACUCUCUCUCCACUUCCCUGUCUCCUUCACACAAGCCUCCCUUUCUCCAAAAGAGAACCCAAUUAUCCGGGUUCCCUCUCAGAGCCCAAACCCUCGACUUCUCUGGCUCGUUCUUCGAAGGCGCUGGAUUCGGGUCCGAGGACGACCCCAUCACUCCCGGGCCUGGCUUUACAGCUACCGAACCUAAGGAGGAACCCCAGUGCCCACCCGGACUCAGGCAAUACGAAACUAUGGCGGUUUUGAGGCCUGACAUGUCCGAGGAUGAGAGACUUUCACUCACCCAGAAGUACGAGGAGCUGCUUGUUGCUGGGGGUGCCAUGUAUGUGGAGGUAUUUAACAGAGGAGUAAUUCCACUUGCGUAUAGCAUAAGGAAGAAAAACAGAGCUGGAGAGUCCAACACUUACUUGGAUGGUAUCUAUCUUCUCUUCACCUACUUCACCAAGCCUGAAUCCAUUACCAUUCUUGAGGACACACUCCUCGCUGAUGACAAUGUCAUCCGUUCAUCCACUUUCAAAAUUAGGAAAAGGAAAUAUUAGUUACUCACCAUAAAAUGUGACUCUUUAUCUUUUUUUUUUAUUUUCAUUUGGAUUCUUGUAUUUUUUUAAUAUGGUCGAAUUCACUUACAACAUAUGUAGAGUUAUAAAACUAUUUCGGAUUUUAUAUUCAAACUCAUAAAUUUCAUGUCAUUUACGGGAAUGAAAAAGGUCUGUCUGUGACUCCUUUUCUCUUUA